GGCUUGCGAGUUUGUCAUUCUUCCCGUUCAAGGCAUCGUUGACUGUGUUGAUCCCGGCUUUUUUUCUGAAGAGCUGGGCUUCUUUGAAUCAUAUUUCACAAAAUGAAGCGGAUUUGGUUCAUUGGGCUGCUCUGUGCACAUUUAGCGUUCGCAUCUGUGAGAGCAGAGGAUGGACUUGACAUUGAUGGUACUGUGGAAGAUGAUCUGGGAAAAAGCAGAGAUGGUUCCAAAACAGAUGACGAAGUGGUGCAGAGGGAGGAGGAGUCUAUCCAGCUGGACGGGCUGAAUGCAGCUCAGAUAAAAGAGAUCAGAGAGAAAUCUGAGAAACAUGUCUUCCAGGCAGAGGUCAACCGCAUGAUGAAGCUUAUCAUCAACUCACUCUACAAGAACAAGGAGAUCUUCUUGAGGGAGUUGAUAUCCAACGCCUCUGAUGCUCUGGAUAAGAUCAGACUGAUGUCUCUGACCAACGAGGAUGCACUGGCAACCAAUGAGGAGCUCACCAUCAAGAUCAAGAUGGACAAAGAGAAGAACAUGCUACACAUCACUGACACGGGCAUCGGCAUGACCAAAGAGGACUUGGUCAAGAACCUGGGUACCAUCGCCAAGUCGGGCACCAGCGAGUUCCUCAACAAGAUGACGGAGAUUGAAACCGAGGGCCAGUCCACCUCUGAGCUUAUUGGCCAGUUCGGCGUGGGCUUUUACUCCACCUUCCUGGUUGCCGACAAGGUGAUCGUGUCUUCAAAGCACAACAACGGCACACAGCACAUCUGGGAGUCUGACUCCAAUGAGUUUUCUGUCAUUGAGGACCCUCGCGGGGAUACGCUCGGCAGGGGCACCACCAUCACGUUGGUGAUGAAGGAGGAGGCUACAGACUACCUGGAGCUGGAAACCAUCAAGAACCUGGUCAAGAAAUACUCACAGUUCAUCAACUUCCCCAUCUACAUCUGGGCCAGCAAGACAGAGACUGUUGAGGAACCCAUCGAGGACACUGAGGUGGAGAAAGAUGACACUGAGGAUGAGGUAGAGGUAGAGGUGGAGGAAGAGGAGGACAAGCCCAAGAAGGUUGAGAAGACCGUGUGGGACUGGGAGCUGAUGAACGACAUCAAGCCUAUCUGGACGAGACCAGCCAAAGAAGUAGAGGAGGAUGAGUACAAAGCCUUCUACAAGACUUUCUCUAAGGACACAGAUGAGCCCCUCUCCCACAUCCACUUCACAGCCGAGGGUGAGGUCACCUUCAAGUCCAUCCUGUUUGUCCCCGCUGCCGCCCCCAGGGGCAUGUUCGACGAGUACGGAACCAAGAAGAACGACUUCAUCAAGCUGUUUGUCCGUCGAGUCUUCAUCACUGACGAUUUCAAUGACAUGAUGCCGAAAUACCUGAACUUUGUCAGGGGAGUGGUGGACUCUGAUGAUCUGCCCCUGAAUGUGUCAAGAGAAACCCUGCAGCAACACAAGUUGCUCAAGGUCAUCCGUAAGAAGCUGGUGCGUAAGACCCUGGAUAUGAUAAAGAAGAUUGCAGAGGAGCAGUACAAUGAGAAGUUCUGGAAGGAGUUUGGCACCAACAUUAAACUGGGCGUGAUUGAGGACCACUCCAACCGGACUCGUCUGGCCAAACUGCUACGUUUCCAGACCUCCAACAGCGACACGGUGCUGGCCAGCCUGGAGCAGUACGUGGAGAGGAUGAAGGACAAGCAGGACAAGAUCUACUUCAUGGCCGGGACCAGCCGCAAGGAGGCUGAGUCUUCUCCCUUUGUAGAGAGUCUGUUGAAGAAGGGUUAUGAGGUGAUCUACCUGACCGAGCCAGUGGAUGAGUACUGUGUCCAGGCCUUGCCAGAGUUCGACGGUAAGCGCUUCCAGAACGUGGCCAAGGAGGGCAUCAAGUUUGACGAGAGCGACAAGGCAAAGGAGACCAGGGAGGUCCUGGAGAAGGAGUACGAACCCCUCACAACCUGGAUGAAGGACAGCGCCCUCAAGGACAAGAUUGAGAAGGCUAUCCUGUCCCAGAGGCUGACCAAGUCUCCCUGUGCCCUGGUAGCCAGCCAGUACGGCUGGUCCGGUAACAUGGAGAGGAUCAUGAAGGCACAGGCCUACCAGACAGGAAAAGACGUCUCCACAAAUUAUUACGCAAGCCAGAAGAAAACAUUAGAGAUCAACCCAAAGCACCCUCUCAUCAAGGAACUGCUGAAACGCAUUUCUACUGACGCCGAGGACCAGACUGCCUCUGACCUGGCCAUGGUGUUGUUUGAGACGGCCACGCUGCGUUCAGGCUACCAGCUUCAAGACACCAAGGCCUAUGGAGACAGGAUUGAACGCAUGCUGCGGCUCAGUGUGAACGUAGACCUCAACGAACAGGUUGAGGAGCCAGAGGAGGAGCCUGAAGAGGCAGCGGAGGCUGAGGAAGAAGAGGAAAUUCAAGAUGAGGAUGAAAUAUACAUUUUAUUCGUAUUUCUCAUAGAUUUGACAUCAGGAAUGAGUAUAGAAAUUCCUGAAGGAUUGACGGAGCUGUUGCAGAGCUUUACCGUGGAGGUGCUGAGGAACCAGCCGGGAGAUUUGCUCGAGUUCGCUUUGCAGUAUUUCACCCAACUGAAGGACAGUGAAAUUAGAGGAGCCGCGUUUGGCAAUGACCAAAAUUCGGCCACGAGACCCAGUGGGAAAGCGGUCAAUUUCAUUGAGGAAGCCAUGCAGAUUGAUUCUGAAAAUGGAGAGGAGGAGAGUGACGACGAGGAAUUCACAGCUCCUGUGAUGAGUCGAUUUAUUAGAAGAGCAUCAGUGUGUGCCGAGGCAUUCAACCCUGAUGAAGACGAGGAGGACAAAGAGCAGAGGGUUGCCCACCCUAAAACAGACGAGCAGAGGCAAAGACUACAGGAGGCCUGCAGAGACAUCCUCCUGUUUAAAAACCUGGACCCGGAACAAUUUUCGCAAGUACUUGACGCCAUGUUUGAGAAGUUCUUUGCGGUAGGAGAGCACAUCAUAGAUCAAGAUGACGAUGGGGAUAACUUCUACGUUAUAGAAAGAGGGAUAUUUGAUAUCUGCAUGAGGGUUGAUGGCAUUGAGAAGACUGUGGGAGCCUAUGAUAACCGGGGGAGCUUUGGAGAGCUGGCCCUGAUGUACAACACCCCCAGGGCGGCUACCAUCAUAGCCACCUCGCCUGGAGCUCUCUGGUGCCUGGAUCGUCUGACGUUCAGGAGGAUCAUUGUAAAGAACAACGCUUUGAAGAGGAGACUUUAUGAGGAGUUCAUUGAAUCUCUUCCAUUCCUUACGUCACUAGAGCUUUCAGAGAGAAUGAAAGUAGUGGACGUGCUGUCUUCUAAACCAUUCAGCGAUGAAGAACAGAUCAUCUCUCAGGGUGAUCUAGCAGAUUGUUUUUAUAUAGUUGAAUCUGGUCAAGUUAGAAUCACCAUGAAAAGAAGCAGGACGAAAAAAGACCAAGAGGAUGAGGAGGUCGAUAUAGCCACGUGCUCAAGAGGGCAGUACUUUGGAGAACUGGCUUUGGUCACAAACAAACCCAGAGCUGCUUCAGCUUAUGCUGUGGGAAGUGUUAAAUGUUUAGUUAUGGACGUCCAGGCAUUUGAGAGGUUGCUGGGCCCCUGCAUGGACAUCAUGAAGAGAAACAUUGCAAAUUACGAAGAGCAGCUGGUCACGUUGUUUGGAAAUAGCACCACUGACAUCGAGGGAAAAAACCUAUGAAAUCCAGAAAGGGAAAAAAGACUAAGUGAGAUACAUUAUGAUGAAGGUGUGAGAAACCAGGAUAACACUUUAACUUGACACCCAGCAUCAUAACACGUUAUGACAUGGUCAUAAACAUGUCAUAAUAUGUCAUAAAAGCUGACAUAACAUGUAAUAACAUGGUCACAAUACUGUCAUGACCCAUAUAGUUACACCUGUUGUGAGAUAUAUUGCGUUAUUUUAUGGCUGGUUAUGACACCUACAUAAGAAUGUAUUUGUGCUUUUCCCUGCCAAGAAGUUUCCUUCUUUUUUUUUGUCUCUGUCAUAUUUUAAAUAAAUUGCAGAAAAUGCACUUUAUGACACUGUCAUGAAGCAUUAUGCCCAUCCUGUGUCACUUUAAUCGGGACUAAGAAAAUACUCUUUAUGGCCCUGUGAAGAAGCAUUAUGACUAUCAUAAUCAUAUAAGCCAGAUAGGCCUAUCACGUACAUGCCCUUAUGUCAGUCAUAAAUAGGGUGUCUCGUCCUGCUCCUGGAAUCUGCUCCUGCAUUCAUCCCAGUCAUCAGCAACAGAACAUUGGGGUAGAGAUGUCUGACAUCAAUGUGUGGACAAUUACAAUCAUAAUUUAAUAUGGUUAAUUUCAUAAAAUGUUAUAUAACAUAAACAUACUUUUGACAAGUAGGCAAUGGUGUAAUGGAAUGUUUUGCCUUGUGUGGUAGGUUUUGUGGGUUUUAACACUCUUACGUAGGUGUCAUAACCAGCCAUAAAAUAACACAAUACAUGUCUCAACCGGUCUAAAUAUAUGUGUCAUGACAGUGUUACAGCUGUUAUGACAUAAUGACGGGUGUCAAAUAAAGUGUUGCCGAAACCAGUGGGUAGAAAGUAUUGAUUUCCGUUCUGAAAAUGUGAAACACAGUAUGUCACCAUUAGUGAUUUAGAUAGGGUAAGACAAAAUGUGUAAGUUUGAUUCCAGAUGACACAAUGGUAUGUUUUAAAGGAUUUUGUCUGGGAGUAAUAUUUUUCUUGAAAGAAAGAUGCGUGUUAAUCCAAAAUGUGAACGUUAAUUUGUUCUGUCCUCACAACUUUUUCCUCUUAGAUUUUCUACAAGUGUGCAUUUUAUUGAAUUUAUCACAUUUUGACAUUUUAACUCACUGUUUGUAUAAUGAUCACUAUAACAUUAUAGAUGAUAUAUAAAUUGUCCUUUCAAAUAUUCUGAUAUCGUAUUUCAUCAUGUGCCAAAGGCCAUUCAAAUCCUUGUUAGAUUAUGAUGGUGUCAUCAAAACUUCACAGUAAUUAUCGCAUUUCACAGUUAACAAGUUUUUUUUGUUAAUAAUUUGAUAUUCUCAUGUUGACAUAUCUUUUAGCAAGGGGGACCGUGCAUUUAAUAGGAUACAGAAGGGAACUAGGUCCUUUUGUUUCAACAUGGUGGUAAGAACAAACAAUCUUGUCAUCAGAAAAUAAGGGAAAAAGAGAUCUUUCUACAUCGGAGAAUGUAAAUGUACUUAUGGAAGCAGUAGUCCUUUUAUCAUUGCAAAUGUGUCUCCUCAAACAUGUGAUUCAACUCCCUGAACAUGUCUGUGAACAAACUGUAAUACAUUAUUCACUGUGUGCUUUAAGAAACAGUUAAUAAUGCCAUACUUUUGCACAACAAAAUAAUCAUAGUUUUGUAAGAAUAUAAAUACAGUUGGCUGACCAUCUUUGAGCGCUUGAAUCCUCUAAGCUGCAGCACUAGACACUAGUUACCAUACCGGUAAUAUGGUAUUUGAACCGUUAUUGUCUUUAAUGAACUAGUUUAUUUUACUUGUGUUUCUCAUUUUAAAUGUACAACAUUAAUUAUUAAAUGCAACUGUUCUCGUGUGCCAGUGACACAUAAUAAUAUGCAGUUUUUAGCCAUGACUUCAAGGACAUUGAUAAUGUGUGUCCAAAUGACACCCUAUUCCCUACAUAAUGCACUGCUUUUGACCAGAGCCCUAUGGGUCCUGGUCCAAAGUAGUUCACUAUAUAGGGAAUAGGGUGCCAUUUGGUACACAACCAUAGUUAUAUUGCAUUUAUUGCUGUCUACCUCUACAUAAAUUGCAAACAACAUGUACCUUUUGGAAAACGUGCACAAUGGUCCCCUGCUUUCUCAAUAGCAGCCUCUCUCUCUCUCUCUCUCUCUCUCUCUCUCUCUCUGUCUCUCUCAAUUCAACUCAAUUCAAAGGGCUUUAUUGGCAUGAGAAACAUAUGUUUACAUUGCCAAAGCAAGUGAAACAGAUAAACAAAAAUGAAAUAAACAAUCAGAAAUGAGCAGUAACAUUACAUUUACAAAAGUUUCAAAAGAAUAGAGACAUUUAACAUGUUAUAUUAUGGCUAUGUACAGUGUUGUAACAAUGUGCAAAUAGUUGAAGUACAAAACUGAAAAUAAAUAAACUGAUAAAUAUGGGUUGUAUUUACAAUGAUGUUUGUGAUUCACUGGUUGCCCUUUUCUUGUGGCAACAAGUCACAAAUAUUGCUGCUGUGAUGGAUCACUGUGGUAUUUCACCUAAUAAAAAUGUGAUUUGUUUUCCAA
Molecule: messenger RNA, 6209 nt
Organism: Salvelinus fontinalis (brook trout)
Lineage: Eukaryota; Metazoa; Chordata; Actinopteri; Salmoniformes; Salmonidae
Product: endoplasmin-like
Exons: 26
Coding region: 103-3684 (1193 amino acids)
Biological process (GO): protein folding
Molecular function (GO): ATP hydrolysis activity; ATP binding; ATP-dependent protein folding chaperone
Source: RefSeq, a predicted model, not a curated record